AAUAGAUAGAAGACACCGCGGGAUGCAAGUGCGGUAAUCUGGACAUCGAUAAUUAAUUGUCUCGGACGUUAAAGGUCUACAUACGUUGUCAUGGCUGGACAUGUGUCAUUGCAUCACCAAGUCUUUGUCAUUCAUUUAGGGCGUAUUGCUUACCACCAUGCCUGGAACACUCAACAAAUUCUUGCAAGGCGUUAUUUGGACCACCUAAAAGUCCCUGUUUUGGGUCCAUCCAAACCAAGAGACAGUAUUCUCAUCUGUGAACAUGAACCUGUGUACACAAUUGGUGUGAGGAGUAGAGAUUUCCUAGUCUCCGAGGAACAAAGAUUAAAGAACUUGGGAGCACAUUUUCAUCGAACUAACCGUGGUGGUUUAAUUACAUUUCAUGGACCUGGACAGCUAGUUGCAUACCCAAUUCUGAACUUACAUCAUUUCAAGAAAAGUGUUCGUUGGUACAUUUCUCAGCUUGAAAGAACAGUUAUUCACACAUGCCAAGAGUUAGGUGUUAAAGCUGGUACUUCAUGUGACACAGGUGUCUGGGUGAAGGACAAUAAACUUGCUGCUAUUGGAAUACAGUGCAGCAGAUAUAUCACCACCCAUGGACUAGGUUUAAACUGUAACACAGACCUUUCAUGGUUUGACAACAUUGUUCCUUGUGGACUCAAGGAUAAAGGUAUCACAUCUCUUGCUCGUGAACUCCAACGCGAUGUCCCUGUACAUGAAGUAUUGCCGGUGUUUUUAAAGGCAUUUGCCAAAGAGUUUAAUUGCAGCAUUGUGGAAGCUGAUGCAUGACAUGUAGUUGGUGGACAGAUUCCACAAACUCAACUUCAAAGCAUUGUUUAUUUGUGUUAUCGCAUACAGAUAACCAGAUACAUGUACAUGUAGGUGAUGUACAGUACGCGAUGUAACUGUUGUGUUGCAAUAAUGACAUUAUAAUUUCAGUUUACACUAAAUGCUUUUUAUAAUUAAUGCUAGUUUGUUUAAUACAAUUACUUUUCCAUGCAUUUCACCUUGACCCUUGGAUUGAUGAGUUACUGUGGUGAACAUUCAUGAUGUGCAAUUGGUGCUGACCUGUUGCACAUCUAUUGAUAGUUUGUCAUACUAUGCGUACAAAUUUCAAGGCUUGUGAAGGUACAAUAAAAGUUAGUUUGAGAUUUAUAAAUCUAAAUGA
This is a messenger RNA of Asterias rubens (European starfish), 1168 nucleotides long. Its product is annotated as putative lipoyltransferase 2, mitochondrial. Gene Ontology annotation, cellular component: mitochondrion. NCBI's taxonomy places the organism in Eukaryota, Metazoa, Echinodermata, Asteroidea, Forcipulatida, Asteriidae. The record is from RefSeq and is a predicted model, not a curated record. Gene Ontology annotation, biological process: protein lipoylation. Gene Ontology annotation, molecular function: lipoyl(octanoyl) transferase activity. The coding region runs from base 91 to 789 and encodes 232 amino acids. The transcript has 3 exons.